UUGAAAACUAACCUGCUAGGGAUAUCAUACUGGGCCUCUGGGUGCCGCUGUCCGCCAAUCCGUGGCUGGAGGGAAACAAAGCAAUCCACUGACGCAGCAGUCCCUGCAGGCUUUUUAGAAACACUAUAGGAGAGGACUCUGCCUGCUGUCUCUCUUGCAAUCUGCUCCAAAUAUCUUGGUCAGGAAUCUCACGAUGUCUAGUGACCCAGAGUGAGGAGCUGCCUUUUAUUCCUGAGCAUCGCAGGGGGCAGGAAGCAGGGAGCAACGGUAGAGAGAGGUAUUCGGAUCUGAGUACCAGCAAGAAGAAGAAACAGAGGAAGAAGUCCCCCAUAAGGAAGGUGUGAGGAGUGCAGGAAUCGCUGUUUCCCUGCCUGAGGUCUUUAUUCUACGUAGCUGAUACGCUGUAAGAUUCUGGAAGAGAAGGCUAGGGGUUGAAAGGUUGGUAAUCUCUCAGAAGAUCUGUGUCUCGGUGACGGGAAAAACUACGGGUAAGUGCUGAGAAGCCUCUCUUUAUAUACAGCUGGAGAAUGAGCCAGAGAGGAGCUUGAGAAUGACAGGAUAGAUCUAGCAGUUAUGCCCAAGGAAGACCCUCGGCCAUUUGAAUUUGAAGGUACUGAAAAAUCAUAUAAAUGUUUUUCAUACAAACGUAUGCAUCUUGGAUAUAAAUAAAAUGGCUUUUAGCACACGUUUUGGAAAUUCUGGAAAACAUCUUAAUAAGAGGAACUUUUACUCUUAAGCCCGCAGUAGAUUUUGAACACUGGCAGUAACUCUGUACAAAUAUAUCAGAUUAAUUUUAAUAGCCAUCUCCUCUUCCCCUAGAAGUAAAGCAGAGUACUACAGCAGUAUGUACUCUGAAUUGCUGCUAUUGAAGAAUCCCUGAGCCUGUGCAGUGGGGCACUCCUGUGGUCCCUGUUACUCAGGAGGCUGAGGCAGGAGGAUUGCUUAAUGCCAGCUAGAGGCUGCAGUGCGCUAUGAGCACAACUGUGAAUAGCCACUGCAUUCCAGCCUCAGUAACAUAGCCAGACCCCAUCUCUUAGAAAAGAAAAGAAAAGAAAAGAAAAGAGAAAAGGAAAAAAAAAGAAACCCUGAACCAGAGGAGCAGAGCUGCCACCAUUUAGUGAUGGGGAGGGGGCAGAACAGCUCAGGGCAAGACACAGGCCUUGGAUGGCAAUGCCAGUCAUCAGAUAUUGAGCAAUGUGUAAGUGGGGUUAGCCUGCAGGAGAACAUGCCCACCACCUCCUCCUCUUCAUUCUUCAGGUGAUCCCCAAUGACCUAGACAAUAUCUUCAAUAUAGAGUUCUCCUGAUCUUUCUACACAAUUUUACAGGGCAUACAGAAUAUAUUUCCUGUCCAAUAAUGACAGAAAUACUUGAUUCUGAAGAGUAACAGUUACAGCAUGGAAUAUAAGACUGGAGGCAGUUUGAGGGCCCACUUCAGAGUCCUGGUUGAAAUGAAUGCAGUCAGUGCAGGUGACUUUCAGUUUGGCGUCUAGUCCUAUCAGAGGUAAGAACUGUGGUUGCCCUAACCAAAACAAUAGGACUAAGAGACCUUAAAUGAAAGAUGAAAAUUAUUAUAGAGAGAAAUGAUCAUACUGGCCAACAAUUCACCUCCAAGAAUUAUGAUGUAAUUCUUUGUCAGCUACUCACAGAUGGAAUUCUAAACUGGUAGCAGACCCUGAAGGACAAUGUCACCAUCAGAACCACCAACAAGGACAAACUGUCCCUCUCCUGCAUCACCCUGCAUAUCAUCGGCAUCCACAAAAAUGCUCAUUCUUCAACAAGCCUCCUAUUUCUUUUGGGUGACUGGAAACACUACCCAGAACCUCCAUCACAUACUUUAGCACUCCCCACCCUGACUUAGGGUCCCAUAUGCCUCCUGUUUCUUCUUGACCAGUGACCUGCCACUGUGGGCACUGUCAUUCUGCAUGUCAGUGAGUGCAAAGUGCUGUGGUGUUCAUGCAGACUAUCUUUGAGCUGACUCUGCGGGCCAGUGACCAGGGUUCAACUUGCUCAGUAUCAUCCUGAACUUGCAUGUGAUGGUGGAUGACCAUUGUGAAAAUGCAAGGACACUACGCCAGGAGUUACAGCCAGGUGGGGCCCUCUUUGAUGCUGCACCACUCACAAUGCAACUGAGCUAUCCCAUCACCAAAGUGGACACCAGCUGGGGCACAAAGGUUGACUGUCCUAUCGUGCUUCAGGUCAGCUAAUGUGGCUCUUCAAACUAGGGAUGUGCACGAGCUAGAUGCGUGCUGUGUCACUGUGGGUAACAGAGAUGCAACCUGCCAAGGUUUGUUGGUCACCAUGCUCAAUGGUGAAUCAUCACGCUGUACCUGGUUGCUGCUCACAGUUUGCAGGAGUUGCUGCCAGACCUCAGCAAUCACCCAGCACCCAACAGCAGGCAACAGACAGCACCCAACAGCUGUAGUUUAACCUGGGAUGGCCUUUGCCUUGAUCUCCAUGCUAUUUCUCCUCAGUGUGACUCUGGGCAUCUUUCUGAACCUGCAAUGCCCUCUAUAGCCCCAUUGCCUGGGGCUGCUUUCAGCCAGAUCUCUGGUCCAAGCCUGGAUAUGGAGUUGUCUCCAACUUAAAGGAAGGAAAUUUGCCAUGUUCCUACAACGUAUGUGUGGCUUUAGGUAUUUUUAAAAUCUUAAUGUCUUUAAAUUAACUCAAGAAACAGCUUUCAACCAGAUAUUCUCUGCAGUGCCAGCUAUGAAGCUUUGUUUUGUUUUGUUUUUGUUUUUGUAGAAACGGGGUUCACUAUGUUGAUCAAGCUGGUCUCAAACUCCUGGCCUCAAGUGAUCUGCCCACCUUGGCCUCCUAAAGUGCUGGGAUUGCAGGCAUGAGCCACUGUGCCUGGCCAGCAAUGAAGCUUUAAAUGUUACAUUUGAUUCAAAUGUAUUUGUGUGAUAUUUUAACAUUUUUAUUUUAUACUUAUCAUCCUUUUAUAAAUCACUCCUGCGUGUUUUUGGUUGCUGAGAGUAGGGAGCCCUACAGGUUUACUUGCUAGUUCUUAUGUAUAUUUUAAUUUGCCUCAUUAGCUCACAGUUUCUUUGGGGAAAAGUUUGUGCCUAUUAAUGUGUAUUCUGGAAAGUUACGUUCUCUGUUAAAGAGUUCCUUCCUUGCAGUAUCAAAGGUGAUUUAUUGCAUUUUUAAAUUUCUACUCUUUGGCUCCAUAUACUUGUCUUUGAGAAGCUGAGAAACUGUAGAUUUAGUUAUAUAAGAACUAAAAUUCUCUUUCCAAAAACUAUUCUUGAGACCUUUCGUUGUUUUCUUUCUUUCCUUAUUUUUAACUUUUCUCAGUCAUGGUGUCAUUGGGUUGGCUCGCUCAAUUUGUUCCUGAAGAUAUCAGACUCUGGAGUGCGGAUAGCAUGCUUCUCUAACUUUGGGGUAAAGAUAAGUAAGUCACUCUAAGCCUGAGACAUUUUAAUUAGUAACCCUUUGCUAAUCCUGCAGUGAUUAAAAGAAAGAAGGCCACAUCCUCAUCUUAACUGGUUAAAAAGUACUGUUAGGAGAAAACCAACUUCUCUUGGAGAAAAUAUUAAGCACAAUUACAGGGGAAUACAUAUUAUAAGAGACAAUCUAAAAAUAAAGAUGAGACCAUUUUUCUUUUCAGCUGUAAAGAAUAAUAUCAUAGAAUUUGACUCUGAAAUUUGAAAUCUAAAUUAUAUAUUCAUGUGACUUUUCAAUGAAAUUCCAAGAGCCCAGUUUUAUUAUUUUUCAAAAUGUAUUACCUUUGGGUGAAUCUUAAGAAUUUUUUAAAACCUACAUAAUGCAAAGACACUUCAAAAAAAGAAGAGGAAAAAUAAGGAUAUGGUUAAACCAUACCCUUCAAAAUCCCAAGGUUUCUGAUAAAUAUUCAAAUCGUAAUGGGAAGGAAAUGGGAUGGUACAAUUUUUUAAAGUCUAGCUUAUAUUCUAAAAGAUUAUCUUUCCCUCCAAGACUUUUCAUCCUCUAGUCAAAGGAGAGCUGCUCUAUGUGGCCUGGGAAAUUAUCAAGUGGUCAAGCUUUACUACAGAAAAAGUGGAGAGAUGAUUUUGUCCUCAUUGUGAUGUUAGGUUUUUACUAUCAUUCCCUGAAUAGCAAACAAGGAAAGCAGAUAGCAUGAAAAUACUAAGAUUCUCCUGUAUAUUUCAAUUUGGUGACAUUUAGGCACAUUUAAGGAAGUGAACAUAUAGUUUCUCCUUUUCAUACAUAUAUUGUAGAAUGAUUUCCUUGACAAUAGACUAAAACUUAAGAAAAUAUUAAGUUAAUGAGAAAGUUUUAAGUAUUUUCUAGGAAUGCAGUAACUGGUUAGGACUCUGGGUGCCGCUGUUCACUAAUCUGGUAGAUACAGGCAGUACACACACUUCAGGAGGAGGGGGGAAAAAAAAGCUCUUGUGCCUCUUGGAACCUCCAUAACCGCCAGAUUGAAAACAGACUGUCCAAGACUGCCUAAAUCCUACUUCUGGAUGACUCUCCACUGAGAAUUCUCCUGAAAAUUGGGUUAAUUUCAGCUCAGAAAAGCAGGAACGAUACCCUUGGUACUGGACUGGAAGAAAACUACGAAGUGAGAGAGCCAUGAAGAUUCAGAAAAAGCUGACCGGCUGCAGCAGGCUGAUGCUUCUGUGUCUUUCUCUGGAGCUGCUGUUGGAAGCUGGGGCUGGGAAUAUUCACUACUCAGUGCCGGAAGAGACAGACAAAGGUUCCUUCGUGGGCAACAUUGCCAAGGACCUAGGGCUACAACCCCAGGAGCUGGCAGAUCGCGGAGUCCGCAUCAUCUCCAGAGGUAGGAUGCCGCUUUUCGCUCUGAAUCCUAGAAGUGGCAGCUUGAUCACCGCGGGCAGGAUAGACCGGGAAGAGCUCUGCGCUCAGCGCAUGCCAUGUCUCGUGAGUUUUAAUAUCCUUGUUGAGGAUAAAAUGAAGCUUUUCCCUGUUGAAGUAGAAAUAAUUGAUAUUAAUGACAACACUCCCCAAUUCCAGUUAGAGGAACUGGAGUUUAAAAUGAAUGAAAUAACCACUCCAGGUACCAGAAUCUCAUUGCCAUUUGGACAAGACCUUGAUGUGGGUGUGAACUCACUCCAGAGCUACCAACUCAGUUCUAACCCUCAUUUCUCCCUGGAUGUGCAACAGGGAGCCGAUGGGCCCCAACAUCCAGAGAUGGUGCUGCGGAGUCCCCUAGACAGAGAAGAAGAAGCUGUCCACCACCUCAUCCUCACAGCUUCUGAUGGGGGUGACCCAGUCCGUUCAGGGACCCUCAGAAUUUACAUUCAGGUGGUGGAUGCAAAUGACAAUCCUCCAGCAUUUACUCAGGCACAAUACCAUAUGAAUGUCCCCGAAAACGUGCCACUGGGCACUCGACUGCUCAUGGUAAAUGCCACCGACCCUGAUGAGGGAUCUAAUGGGAAAGUAACGUACUCCUUUCACAAUGUAGACCACAGAGUGGCCCAAAUAUUUCAUUUAGAUUCUUACACAGGAGAAAUAUCAAAUAAAGAACCACUAGAUUUCGAAGAAUACAAAAUUUAUUCAAUGGAAGUUCAAGCCCAGGAUGGUGCGGGGCUCAUGACUAGAGCUAAGGUACUGAUCAAAGUUUUGGAUGUAAAUGACAAUGCCCCAGAAGUGACCAUCACCUCUGUCACCACUGCAGUUCCAGAAAACUUUCCUCCUGGGACCAUAAUUGCUCUUAUCAGUGUGCAUGACCAGGACUCAGGAGACAAUGGCUACACCACAUGUUUCAUUCCUGGAAAUUUACCCUUUAAAUUGGAAAAGUUAGUUGAUAAUUAUUACCGUUUAGUGACUGAAAGAACACUGGACAGAGAACUUAUCUCUGGGUACAACAUCACAGUAACAGCAACAGACCAAGGAACUCCAGCUCUGUCUACUGAAACUCACAUUUCACUGCUAGUGACAGAUAUCAAUGACAACUCCCCAGUCUUCCAUCAGGACUCCUACUCUGCCUACAUUCCCGAAAAUAACCCCAGAGGAGCCUCCAUCUUCUCUGUGAGGGCCCACGACUCGGACAGCAAUGAGAAUGCACAAAUCGCUUACUCCCUAAUAGAGGACACCAUCCAGGGAGCACCCCUAUCUGCCUACGUCUCCAUCAACUCCGACACUGGGGUCCUGUAUGCGCUGCGAUCCUUCGACUACGAGCAGUUCCGGGACUUGCAACUGAAAGUGAUGGCGCAGGACAGUGGGGACCCGCCCCUCAGCAGCAACGUGUCGCUGAACCUGUUCGUGCUGGACCAGAACGACAACCCGCCCGAGAUCCUGUACCCCGCCCUCCCCACAGAUGGUUCCACAGGAGUGGAGCUAGCGCCCCGCUCCGCAGAGCCCGGCUACCUGGUGACCAAGGUGGUGGCAGUGGACAGAGACUCGGGCCAGAACGCUUGGCUAUCCUACCGCCUGCUCAAGGCCAGCGAACCGGGACUCUUCGCGGUGGGGCUGCACACGGGCGAGGUGCGCACGGCGCGAGCCCUGCUGGACAGAGACGCGCUCAAGCAGAGCCUUGUGGUGGCCGUCCAGGACCACGGCCAGCCCCCUCUCUCCGCCACUGUCACGCUUACCGUGGCCGUGGCAGACAGGAUCCCCGACAUCCUGGCCGAUCUGGGCAGCCUCGAGCCCUCCGCCAAACCCAACGAUUCGGACCUCACUCUGUACCUGGUGGUGGCGGUGGCCGCGGUCUCCUGCGUCUUCCUGGCCUUUGUCAUCGUGCUGCUGGCGCUCAGGCUUCGGCGCUGGCACAAGUCACGUCUGCUGCAGGCUUCGGGAGGCGGCUUAGUGCCCGGCUCGCACUUUGUGGGCGUGGACGGGGUGCGGGCUUUCCUGCAGACCUAUUCCCACGAGGUCUCCCUCACUGCGGACUCGCGGAAGAGCCACCUGAUUUUCCCCCAGCCCAACUAUGCGGACACGCUCAUCAGCCAGGAGAGCUGUGAGAAAAAGGAUUUUCUAUCAGCACCCCAGUCUUUACUUGAAGACAAAAAGGAACCGUUUUCUCAGGUGCAGAAAUUAUUUAGGCCUCUGAGCGUCGCUGUUGACCACCUAAGGAGUAAAAAGCAGCAAAGCCAACCAAUCCAGCAACACGCCUCCCACAGCACAACAGGCUGGAGGUUUGGCCCUAAAGCUUCAGGGCACCAAAUAAAUUCAGUCGAACAGCCCACCAUUUGUCUCCAUAGGGACCUGGGUCCUGUGAAUGCUGGUCAUCUCACAGCCUGAGGAAUAAAGAUUGGAAUCCGCACUGAAU
Macaca mulatta (Rhesus monkey) is the source of this 7214-nucleotide messenger RNA. The record is from RefSeq and is a predicted model, not a curated record. Lineage: Eukaryota; Metazoa; Chordata; Mammalia; Primates; Cercopithecidae.